UCGAGUGAGACACACCAGCAGACCGGGUGAUCAGAGACACACAGAGACACACAGAGACUCUGAGAUCCACCAUGUACACCAGAUCUACCACCAUGAGCUUCACCUACCCGACUCCCAGCUCCUACAGACCGGUGCUGCGAAACACCGAGCCCGAAGUGUUUACUUUCGACCAGGACCCGAACCAGAACCUGCUCCAGCACAGACAGCCGCCCCAGCAGCGGCGCAGAGUGAUGCGGGUCAUGUACCCGGCCAAAGUGCGCAAAUACCUGCCUCCUGCGGAGAAGAGCCCCGCUAAACGCUGGCUGCUGGCGCUGUGUCUGGUGCUGCUGGCGCAGAUUUACACCGAGCGAGACGACGAGCUCGACAUGCCGGAGCAGGCUGCACUCUCCUCCCCUCUCACCGGGGAUCUGCCCGCUGACGGAGCUCCUGCGUCCUCGUCGCUCUUCCUGAACUUCCGCUCGGCCGAGGAGACCGCCUGGCGCAUGGCAAGCUGCUCCAGAGACCCUCUGCCGUGGAUGAACACAACGUGCAGCGUGGAGGAGACAGAAUCAGAAACCCGUGAACCUCAACAGCACCGUCUUCAGCAGAGGAACAAUCCUUAUGUGGUGGCCUUCCUGUAUCCUGCUGUGUACCACACGCUGGGCUCCGAGCAGUGAACAUCCCUCCAUCCAUCCCUCCAUCCAUCUAUCCAUCCAUCAAUCCAUCCAUCUAUCUAUCCAUCUAUUCAUGGAGCACUGACGGAGGACCUGACAGUCCUCAGGGACAAACAGAGACAGAGAGGUGAACAGGUGUUCAGACAAACAUGUGUUCACCUCAGCUGGGCGCUGUGCACAUCUGCGCACAUCUGCAUCAACACCUGCAUCGUUCAUGAAGUAAUUCAUCAGUACUGAAUUACUGAGAAGAAAUGAAGAGGUGAAAUCGGCACUUUUUUCCUGUGCAGGAACUGAUGUUCUCUACACUUAUGACGGACGAAACUUGAAGUUGUUGUUUACUUGAAGUGUUACGUUUUAUAUUUAUUUAUUAUUUAAACAUGUCAGCGUACCGUGUGAUGACAUUGCUGGCGAUGACGAUGAUGAAGAUCCACGUCAGUCCGAGCAAAGCACUUGAACUGUUUGAACCAGAUGUUUGAGUCUGAUGAAGAGAAACUGAAAAUGUAAUUAUUUAUUUUGUGAUAUUUAUUUAAUAUUUGAAGUUAAUUUAUUUUGUGUUUCUGUGUGAAAUAAACAUGAAGGUUAUGUA
This is a messenger RNA of Silurus meridionalis, 1239 nucleotides long. RefSeq names its product immediate early response 3 (gene ier3). NCBI's taxonomy places the organism in Eukaryota, Metazoa, Chordata, Actinopteri, Siluriformes, Siluridae. Bases 72 to 656 code for a protein of 194 amino acids. The record is from RefSeq and is a predicted model, not a curated record. Gene Ontology annotation, biological process: negative regulation of apoptotic process. The transcript has a single exon.